Petromyzon marinus (sea lamprey) is the source of this 277-nucleotide messenger RNA. Lineage: Eukaryota; Metazoa; Chordata; Hyperoartia; Petromyzontiformes; Petromyzontidae. The record is from RefSeq and is a predicted model, not a curated record.
AUGGAGUCGGCUUGCGUGAUGAUCCACGAGGCUCUCAAGUCGGUCAUGAGCUCCCUGACGAAUCACCGGCUGGAGGAGGCGCAGGAUCGCUCUCAGGCGGAGCACCUCAACUCGCGUGUCAUGCUGUGGUCGGUGGGCAAGAUGCUCGUGCUGCUCUCCAUGGUGGUCAGGCAGGUGAUCCUCCUCAAGAGCUUUGCGGACAAGCACCCGGGCUCCUCAUGCGUCGGCCUCUAGCCCCGAUGCGGGGCAGUGCGCUGCUUGCUAGCCCACCCGCACC